AUGCCUCAUUAUACAUCAGAUAAUGACAAUAAUACCGAGGAAUUAGCUGAGGGUUCUCGUAGUAUCAUUUUGAACAUUUGUUCUCAGCUUACAAAAGGCACAGACUUGCACAAAGUGACCUUGCCCACUUUCGUACUUGAACCCAGAAGUAUGCUGGAACGUAUCACUGAUUUCAUGGCGCAUCCCGAAUUAUUUAUAAAUAUCCCAAGUAUCAAUGAUGAUACCGAGCGGUUUAUUGCAGUUGUUAAAUGGUUUUUGGCCGGUUGGCAUAUCAAGCCUAAAGGAGUCAAAAAGCCUUAUAAUCCUGUAUUAGGCGAGUUUUUCCGUUGUCGUUACAGCUAUGAAGAUGGCACAAAUGCAUAUUAUAUUGCAGAGCAAGUCUCACAUCAUCCUCCAGCUUCGGCUUAUUUUUAUACAUGUCCUCAACAUAAAGUCAUCAUCACCGGCGAUUUAAAACCAAAGUCUCGGUUUUAUGGCAACAGUGUGGCUUCUUUGAUGCAAGGAACAAUCAACUUCAUUUUGCCGUCUCGACACAAUGAAAGGUAUGAAGUGAAAAUGCCCAACAUGUACGCUCGUAACAUUCUAAUUGGCACCAUGACUUUAGAGCUAGGUGAUGCAUCUGUCGUUCGCUGUGCUUCUAGUGAUCUGGUGUGUGAAAUGGACUUUCAGACAAAAGGCUUCUUUUCAGGCCAACCCAAUUCAGUAGUCGGCAAAAUCAAGAAAGAAUCCACAGGUCAAGUUCUAUAUGAGAUUUGUGGACAAUGGUCAGAUGAAUUGUUCAUAAAGAAUAACAGCAGUAGCAAUAACAGUGAGUUAUUGGUGGAUGUCAAAAAGUUAAAGAUUCAGCCACUUCUUGUGCCAGAAAAUCAAGAACUUAAAGAAUCUAGACGACUGUGGUCUAAAUUGACAGAAAAUCUUCUAAAAAACGACAUGGAUAAAGCUACUGAAGAAAAGACCAAAGUGGAGGAUCACGAACGUGCCCUAAGAAAGGAGAGAGAAGCCAAUAAUGUUGUUUGGACAUAUCGCUUCUUUGAUGCCGAUAGCGAUACUUACAAAUUCAAAUUAAUGGAUCAGUAA
Mycotypha africana is the source of this 1077-nucleotide messenger RNA. RefSeq lists its product as uncharacterized. Bases 1 to 1077 code for a protein of 358 amino acids. The record is from RefSeq and is a predicted model, not a curated record. NCBI's taxonomy places the organism in Eukaryota, Fungi, Mucoromycota, Mucoromycetes, Mucorales, Mycotyphaceae. Gene Ontology annotation, cellular component: membrane; intracellular membrane-bounded organelle; cytosol. Gene Ontology annotation, molecular function: sterol binding. The transcript is spliced from 6 exons.